Molecule: messenger RNA, 1527 nt
Organism: Punica granatum (pomegranate)
Lineage: Eukaryota; Viridiplantae; Streptophyta; Magnoliopsida; Myrtales; Lythraceae
Source: RefSeq, a predicted model, not a curated record
CUUUUUCAGUGUAAAACCUCCGGUAACAGAGUCAGUUCACAGUGCGGCUCACUCUCUCAGCAAUGGCGUCCUCAAACGUGAAGGACACGCUCGGCGAGCUCGACAAGCAAUCCUUCACGGCUCUCCUCUCGAAGCUCAUCGGCGAGUCCAAGUUCGUCCAGAACAACCCCCCCGAUCUUAUCCCCGAGGAGGACCGGAUUGCCAAGCACGUCCUCGACUCCCUCCUCCCCUUCAGCACCACCACCGGCGGCGGCCCCCUCGUCCUCCGCCACGUCUCAUUCUUCGAGAACCGUGGCAAUGUCAUCGUCGAGUACCCCGGGUCCGUCCCCGGCAAGAUCCUCUCCUUCGUCGGGAUGCACAUGGACGUCGUCACCGCUGAUCCCAGCGAUUGGGACUUUGAUCCCUUCUCGAUGAGCAUCGACGGGGACAAGCUGCGGGGCCGGGGAACGACAGAUUGCUUGGGGCAUGUUGCCCUCGUGACAGAGCUCAUGAAGCGGCUUGGGGAGACCAAGCCGAAACUAAAGUCAACUGUAGUUGCUGUCUUCAUCGCUAACGAAGAGAAUUCUGCCAUUACAGGCGUCGGAGUGGAUGCCCUCGUGAACGAAGGCAUGCUUAGUGAGCUGAAGAAGGGUCCAUUAUUUUGGAUUGAUACCGCAGAUAAACAGCCUUGCAUUGGUACCGGUGGUAUGAUUCCUUGGAGGCUCAGAGUUACAGGAAAGUUAUUCCACAGUGGUUUGCCACAUAAGGCUAUUAAUCCUUUGGAGCUGGCUAUGGAAGCACUUAAAGAAAUUCAGUCUCGGUUUUACCGGGAUUUUCCACCUCAUUCAAAAGAAAAGAUCUAUGGGUUUGCUACCCCAUCAACCAUGAAACCGACCCAAUGGAGCUAUCCAGGAGGGGGAAUCAAUCAAGUUCCUGCUGAAUGUACCGUUUGUGGAGACGUCAGGUUGACACCCUUCUACGACGUAAAAGAUGUCAUCAAGAAGCUAUACGAAUACGUGGACGACAUAAAUAAAAACAUAGAGAAAUUAGAUACUCGAGGUCCUGUGUCAAAGUAUGUCUUACCCGAAGAAAACCUCAGAGGAAGACUUCGUAUAACUUUCGAUGAGGCAAAUUCAGGAAUAGCCUGUAAUCUCGAUUCUCGUGGCUACCACGUACUCUGCAAGGCCACUGAGGAAGCUGUGGGCCAUGUGAAGCCUUACUCUAUCACUGGAAGCCUGCCUCUCAUCCGAGAAUUGCAGGAUGAAGGCUUCGAUGUGCAAACUGCUGGCUACGGUCUAAUGGCAACUUAUCAUGCCAAGAAUGAGUAUUGCCUUCUCUCAGAUAUGUGCCAAGGUUACAAGGUGUUCGUGAACAUCAUUGCCCAAUUAGAAGAUUGAUGCUCCUCUUGCAGAUGUUGGUAUUUCAAAUUACAGCACCAAAGUACAAUAUAGACAGUAAAGAAUGAUUUCAAGUGUUUCACGUUAACAUGAACUGGCAGGUCUUUUUGCUUGACAAUAAUAAUGCAGAAAUCUUAUCCCUUCUUGUGUC